AUGAUUAAUAUUAGACGUGCAACACCAGAAGACCUUCCUAAACUUCAAGGAGCUAAUUUAAUUAAUUUAGCAGAAAAUUAUACAAUGAAAUAUUAUUAUUAUCAUCUUCUUCUUUGGCCUUCUAUUACAUAUUUAGCAGAAUGUGUUGAUGGGAAAGUAGUAGGUUAUGUUUUAACAAAGAUGGACGAAGACUCAACAACUCCUUUUGGUCAUAUCACUUCAAUUAGUGUAUUAAGGUCAUACAGAAGAUUAGGAAUAGCAACAAAAUUACUAAGAGCCGCAGAAAAUUCUAUGAUUGAAUGUUUUGGUGCAGAAUAUGUUACUCUUCAUGUACGUGAAAGUAAUAAACCUGCUCGUCAUUUGUAUGAAGUAACAAUGGGUUAUAAACAACAUUCGGUUGAUAGAAAAUAUUAUAAUGAUGGAGAAGAUGCCAUUGUAAUGCGUCAUUAUUUAAAUGUUAGUAAUCUAUCUAACCCAGAUGCUUCUUCAGACUUAUUAGACGUUUGGAAAUCCAAACAUCUUGUUUCAGCCUAA
This is a messenger RNA of Entamoeba nuttalli P19, 534 nucleotides long. Its product is annotated as acetyltransferase, GNAT family protein. Gene Ontology annotation, cellular component: NatA complex. The record is from RefSeq and is a predicted model, not a curated record. The transcript is spliced from 3 exons. Gene Ontology annotation, biological process: N-terminal peptidyl-glutamic acid acetylation. Bases 1 to 534 code for a protein of 177 amino acids. Gene Ontology annotation, molecular function: protein N-terminal-serine acetyltransferase activity; protein-N-terminal-glutamate acetyltransferase activity. Lineage: Eukaryota; Evosea; Mastigamoebida; Endamoebidae.